Messenger RNA from Penicillium macrosclerotiorum, 552 nucleotides. Its product is annotated as ADP-ribosylation factor-like protein. The transcript is spliced from 6 exons. Gene Ontology annotation, biological process: protein transport. Gene Ontology annotation, molecular function: GTPase activity; GTP binding. The record is from RefSeq and is a predicted model, not a curated record. Lineage: Eukaryota; Fungi; Ascomycota; Eurotiomycetes; Eurotiales; Aspergillaceae. Gene Ontology annotation, cellular component: lysosomal membrane. The coding region runs from base 1 to 552 and encodes 183 amino acids.
AUGGCCGGGAUCUUUCGCUCCAUCUAUGACUGGCUCUUGAGGAUGUUCUGGGCGACGGAGAUGGAUGUCACCAUGAUCGGCCUGCAAAAUGCCGGCAAAUCCUCCUUGCUGCGCGUGCUGGCGGGCGGGGAAUUCACGGUCGAUUCCAUUCCGACCAUCGGGUUCAACACCAAACGAGUCCAGAAAGGCCAUGUGACCCUCAAAUGUUGGGAUCUGGGUGGCCAGCCUCGAUUUCGCCCAAUGUGGGAGCGGUACUGCCGGGGUGUCAAUGCGAUCGUAUACAUCGUGGAUGCAGCUGAUCAAGAUGCCCUGCCGGCCGCCACCGAGGAACUGCAUGAGCUGAUGAACAAGCCCACCCUCGAUGGUAUUCCGCUCUUGGUGCUGGGCAACAAGUCAGAUCUGCCGGUCAAGCUCUCAGUCGACGAGCUGAUCGAUGCGAUGAAUCUCAGAGCCAUCACCCACCGUGAAGUCAGUUGCUACGGGAUCAGUGCAAAGGAGGAAACUAACCUAGAUGCGGUCUUGCACUGGCUUAUCGCCCGUGCGAGCCGAUGA